Molecule: messenger RNA, 607 nt
Organism: Danaus plexippus (monarch butterfly)
Lineage: Eukaryota; Metazoa; Arthropoda; Insecta; Lepidoptera; Nymphalidae
Gene: mRpS14
Product: small ribosomal subunit protein uS14m
Exons: 3
Coding region: 129-521 (130 amino acids)
Biological process (GO): translation
Cellular component (GO): mitochondrial small ribosomal subunit; ribosome
Molecular function (GO): structural constituent of ribosome
Source: RefSeq, a predicted model, not a curated record
AUCGGGCAAUAUAUACAUAUAUUGUAGAAAAAAAAUGUAUUGGAAGUGGUGAAGAUUUCAGUAACUCGUUUUUAAUACCACAAUACUUGUAACUUAAGCAAUUGUGUUUCACUUUUCGUCCUGUUAAAAUGAAUUUGAAUAUAUCGAAUGCAGCAAAAUAUAUUUGGAAAACACAAACUAUUCCCGGAUUUGGGUUCCAGCAAGUUAGAAACAAAUGGGCGAAUUGGUUGAUGAUCAGAGAUGUAAAACGUCGUCGUAUGAGCGCUGAAAAUUUUCUAGAGAGAUCCAGAAUUAAUGCUCUAAGGAAGAAUGAUGUUCUACCAAUUGAAAUACGGGAACUGGCUGAUAAGGAGAUUAAUAAAUUUGAGCUCAACGCCACUCCCAUGAGAAUAAAUAACAGAUGUGUUAUUACAUCAAGACCCCGUGGUAUAGUGAAGGAAUGGAGAAUGAGUCGUAUUGUAUGGAGACAUCUCGCUGACUACAAUAAACUGUCAGGGGUUCAAAGAGCUAUGUGGGGUUAAAUUAACAUUACGUAGAACGUUUGAAUAUAAUUUUUAAUUAUUAGCUAUGUAUUAUAUAUAUAUUAGAUAAAUGAUUUGUAAAUAUA